Molecule: messenger RNA, 2283 nt
Organism: Candidozyma pseudohaemuli
Lineage: Eukaryota; Fungi; Ascomycota; Pichiomycetes; Serinales; Metschnikowiaceae
Gene: GPI7
Product: mannose-ethanolamine phosphotransferase
Exons: 1
Coding region: 1-2283 (760 amino acids)
Biological process (GO): GPI anchor biosynthetic process
Cellular component (GO): endoplasmic reticulum membrane
Source: RefSeq, a predicted model, not a curated record
AUGACCUUCCUACAUGAUUUCAUUGAAAACGGCAAUGCUGUUCCUUUCACGGCGUAUUCUCACCCACCUACUGUCACAUUGCCACGUCUAAAGGGCAUAACAACAGGGCAAAUUCCUAGCUUUGUUGACGCGAUCCUUAAUAUAGCUGAUGGAAGCGACGGAUCGCAAGCUCUUACCCAAACAGACUCGUGGAUUAGCCAGCUUCGCAGAAAAUCGAAGAACAAGAUAAUCAACUUCUUUGGGGACGAUACAUGGUUAAGAUUGUUCCCUGCUGAGCAGUAUUUUAACCAAAGUGAAGGAACGAGCCUGUUUUUUGUUAAUGACUUUACAGAAGUGGAUAGAAAUGUUACAAGACAUCUCGAUGCCCAAUUGAAACAGCCUUUUGACGCUCUCAUCUUGCAUUACUUAGGUCUCGAUCAUAUCGGGCACACUGGGGGGCCAAUGUCUGUGCAUAUGAAACCAAAGCAGCAAGAAAUGGAUGGGAUUUUGAAGAAGUUAUACGAUUCAAUCGAUGAUGAGCAAACCCUUAUUGUCCUUAUGGGCGACCAUGGAAUGAAUGAAGUUGGAAACCAUGGUGGCUCUUCAGAAGGAGAGACAAGUCCCGGUCUUGUCCUCGUAUCCCCAAAGUUCAAAAAAUUGCAAGUAAAUCCGGUAGGGUAUCGAGCUUCGCACAAACCUGAUGAUUUCACCUUUUAUUCUAGAAUUGAUCAGAUUGACAUCGUGCCUACUCUUUCGGCGCUUUUGAAUAUCCCAAUUCCUAAAAAUAGCGUUGGAGUCAUGGUCCCUCAGGUUCUCCAAUGUUGGUCUGAUGAACAACAAAGGAAGAAAGUGCUCUUGGAGAACUGCGAGCAAAUGUUCCAUCUUUUUCAGGCCCUGCAUCCCUCCAAAGCUACAAAAUUUGUCGAUCAAAUCAUUCAACUUAGAAAGUUGGAGGGUAUCCAAAUUAGUGAUUAUUGGGAUUUCCUCAAAUCACUCAAAGAUAUUAUGGUUCAAAAUUCAACAAACUAUUCCCUUGAGUUGAUGUACUCUGGCUUUGGGAUCACACUCCUUUCGGGACUUGUUCUAUGCAAUUUACUUCUUAGAAGAGCAACGCAUGAAAGGGGCAGUUUGAUCCAUUGCUGCUUCUACGUCGGCUUAAUAGUUUCGUACUGCGCCCUUUUGCAUGCCUCUUCUCUUAUUGAGGAGGAGCAUCAAUUUUGGUGGUUCACGACUGUAUUGGCGGUUUUCUUGAUGGGAUUAGAUAGUCAUUCAUCCUGGAGAGUGGCGUUGGGCUGUCUCUUUUUACUAAGAGUCAUAAGGUCUUGGAGCACGAUGGGUCAAAAAUUUAGGCUGGCAAAGACCUUGUCUGAUGUAUUGACAGAGACCCCUUUGGUACUUUGGAUAUUCGUGUUCGUUACUGUGUACGGUAUUGCCAUUAUCAACGGACGAAAAGAAGCGCACAAGCGCUUUCACUUCAUCAUCGGAUUUUUGUUGGAAAUGGUGAUGAGCUCACUUACCAUUUUUCUCAAGGUAUUGCAGACGAAAAUUGACGGUAAGUCCCUCCCUUCAAUCUGUAAUUGGAUGGUCAUUUCCUAUGAAGACACAAUGGACCCUUUAUUGGAGAUGCGUGCAGCAGCGACCUUGGUGUCACAACUAUUUUACUUGGCAUUCGUGACUUCUUGCCUUUGGCGGGUGAGCGAGAGAAGCUCGUUGAAGUCCACGAGGGUUAGCCUUCUCCUAGUGCAUGUCUUCUUGCAUCAGUCUAGGCUUGAAAAUAUUCCUUUAUUUUUGGUUUUCGGAGCUUUGGAGUCUUUGCUAUCGAGAUCAUCCGCGCUCAAGAGCUCAGAGUUUUUACUUACAGCCAUCAUGCUUUGCAUCCAAAACCUCUCGUUUUUCGGCAUUGGGAACACUAAUCUGAUAGCGACAGUAGACCUUUCAAAUGCCUACAACGGUCUCAGCUCAUACAAGAUCUCCCUCGUUGGCAUUCUUACUUUUAUUUCAAAUUUUGCUCCUUCAUUGCAUUGGUACCUAGCGUGGUUUCGGUUGGCAGAAAGCAGCGGAACAGACAUUCGCCGCAACAUUUGGGCCAGAAAUUUACUCGUCUUUACCUUCUAUGUUACAUCUCAAGCAAGCUUGUUGGCCUCAUGCAUCAAUUUAAGAUACCAUCUAUUUAUUUGGUCAGUAUUCUGCCCGAAAGUGCUUUAUUUUGCAGCCUGGUUUGUACUAGUUGAAUUAGGAUUCAAUGUUGCGAUAUGGCAGAAUCUUGUUUUGUUCAACACGCCAAAGCAGCAGAUGAAGCCAUAG